AUGUCAUCCCUUCCAUGGCUAACCCUCUCCACCAUCAUUUGGCUCCAAGCCAUUGCCGGCACCAACACGGACUUCCCGGCCUACUCUUCCGAACUUAAGUCUCGGCUUCACAUAACCCAAUUCAAACUCAACAACCUCGCCGUGGCCUCUGAUGCCGGCAAACUUCUCGGCUGGUGCGCCGGUUUCGCCGCCAUCCGCUUGCCUCCAUUGUCCCUGCUGGUCCCUGCCAGCCAUCGGCUCCUCGCUUGUAUUUGCUGGUUAAAUGUGACGGGUUACAGAUCCGUUAUGCGACAGUUUUUGAGGACGGAUCAAGGCGCCGUUAUCGCGCUAACGACGAGUUAUAUGGGUUUGACGGCGAACAUCUACUUAGCUUUGGCUCAAGUUAUUGUGGGGAGGAGAAAUGCGACGAGGGAUAAGAGCAUAUACUUGAUGUUAAACGCUGUGACUCCGGCUGUGGUUGGCUUGUUGGUUAUGCCGGUGGUUGCGGCGAUGAGGGAAAAGCCGAGGAAUGUGAAGGCAGGGCUUUUGAUCAUGUUUGUUAUUGCAGGGACGACGGGUGCGUAUGCGGUGAUUGAGACGAUGUUUCCUGCAUUCAGGAAUUCGUCGGAGAUAUGGCCGGCGUUGAUUUUGUUGGUUUUGUUGGCGGUGGUGAUAGUGGUGCCGGUGUGGAAGGUGGGCGAAGGGGUGAUGAGGGUGGGGAGGGAGGGGGAGAGAGUUGGUGGUGAUGCGGAAGGAGGGAGAGAAGAGGAGGUAGACCGGGGGAAGUCGGAAAAUGUGAAUGAAGUGUGCGAGUUGGUAAAGAGGAUGAAUUUUUGGAUAUAUUUUAUGGUGUAUAUGUGUGGGGCGACGUUGGGAUUGGUGUACGGGAAUAAUUUAGGGCAAAUAUCGGAGUCGCGAGGGGUGUCGGAUUCCAGUUUGUUAUCUGUAUAUUCCUCUUUCGGAUUCUUUGGAAGGCUGGCCACCGCUCCGCUCUCUACUUUUUUCAGAAGCAAAUACAAGGCAACCAACACUGGCGCCAUUGCGGUUCUGAUGUUCUUCAUGUCUGUUUCCUUCUUCGUUCUCCUAAGCCCCAGCAACGCCGCCCUCUUCGUGAGCACAGCCAUCAUCGGCCUCGGCUCCGGCGCCAUAUCCUCCAUUGCCGUCUCAGUUUCUUCAGAGCUCUUCGGCCAAGAAAACUUCAGUGUGAACCAUAACAUUGUUAUUUCAAAUAUUCCAAUUGGUUCUUUCUUCUUCGGCUCCAUUGCCGCUCUCAUUUACGAUAGGGUGGGGGUUGAGGGAGGUAGAGGAGAAAGCCUCUGCAUUGCAAUUUUGAGCAUCGUUAUUUAUUUGAGAAGUUCUUCCUCUAGGCCAUCAUUCCAUGAGGGCGAUGGUGACCUUCCAAGUGAAGAAGAUGUCAUGGAAAUGCAACCCCAUGGUGAAGAAGCUACUCUGGAAGCAUAA
This is a messenger RNA of Phalaenopsis equestris, 1440 nucleotides long. RefSeq names its product protein NUCLEAR FUSION DEFECTIVE 4-like. The transcript has 4 exons. NCBI's taxonomy places the organism in Eukaryota, Viridiplantae, Streptophyta, Magnoliopsida, Asparagales, Orchidaceae. Bases 1 to 1440 code for a protein of 479 amino acids. Gene Ontology annotation, cellular component: membrane. The record is from RefSeq and is a predicted model, not a curated record.